AUGGAAGAUGUAGGUGAUGAAUAUUCCAAUGAGUUAGUUUCAACAUCAUUUUUCCAAAGAUCUAGUGGACAAGAAUUAUUUGGCAUGCAUGAUCUUGUUCAUGAUUUAGCCAAAUAUGUAUCCAAGGGACAUUGUAUUAUAUUACAAGAUGACAGCUCAAAAGAUGCCAUUGCGAAUGUGCAUCAUGCUUCUGUUAGAUAUUUGGAUUCGCCAAUGAGAUAUGAUUCUAUUAUUACUGAAGCAACCCAUUUGCGUACCAUUUUCCCACUAUUUUCGACUUCAUAUAGAUACUUAUCUAAUGAAGUAGUGAAUCUUGUAAUAUUAAACUUGAGGUAUUUAAGAGUAUUAUCAUUUCAUGGUUGUGUAACUAUGAAGGAAUUGUCUGAAUCAAUUGGUGAGCUAAAGCAUCUUCGCUUCCUUAGGCUCAGCCACACUAGAAUUGAAAGACUGCCAAAAUCUGUGAGUAAGUUAUUGGUAGAGAUGCCAAGGCAAAUGAGUAAAUUGAAAAGUCUCCAAACGUUGACUGAUUACAUUGCCGGAAAAGAUAAUGCGACCAACAUAGGAGAGUUGAGGGAGCUUUCCGAUCUUCAAGGGCAACUUUGUCUUCAGAAUUUAGAGAAUGUUGCAAAAGCAAGUGAUGCAUCAGAUGCCAAGUUGGUGGACAAGAAGUAUCUUGAAGCACUGCGUUUGGACUGGAAAGGCGAUGAUAAAGAUCGAAAACAUGACAGAGAUUUUGCCACCACUUGGACAGCUACCAUCCCUGAAACUCUUGAAAUUCAUGGACUAAAUAGGGUGGUGAAUGUGGGUGCUGAGUUUUACGGGUUCAAUUCUUCUAAUAAUUCUGUGAGAAAGCCGUUUGCAUCAUUGAGAAUCUUAAGUUUCAGUAAUAUGUCAGCAUGGAAAAAAUGGUCUUCCAUUGAAGUUGAAGAAGGUGGCGAAGUUUUCCACAAGCUGCAAGAACUCCGAAUAAUUAACUGCGAUAAGCUGACGACAAUUGAUUGGCCAAGAAAACUGCCAUGUUUAACAAAGCUUAUAAUUAAAGGAAGUAGUGUGGGUAUUGUUUCGUCAUUUCCAAGGACUCCAGCUCUCCUUAUGUUGAAGUUAGGCAAGUGUGAAAAGCUGAAGCUAGAAGAGUUGUCACAAACAGUGCAAUCAAUUAAAGUUGGAGGGUGUAAUGGUGUAGAAUCAUUGAUGAAGAUAUUAAAGAAAAGCCAAAGUGGUAGUCAUCCUAAUCUUCAACGUCUACAUAUCCACAAUUGCUCAUCCCCAACUACAUUGCCAACAGGAUGUCUGCCUAGUACCCUGACACAGCUAAAAAUCAAGAACUUCUUCGUCUUCAAGAAUGUGAAAACUAGAAUCUCUCUCAGUCUCGUCAGGCCAACAUCCCAGCCUAAAAUCUCUAUCUUCACAUCUUUUCCCAGUGACAGGUGGCAUGCCCCCAAUCUUAGUAUUCUCGUACUUCAUGGUUGCAAGAAACUAAAGAAGCUUCCUGAACAAAUGUCUAACGUCCUUUCAUCUCUGAAAUGCUUGCGGAUCAGUGAUUGUCCUGAGCUGGAGUCAUUUCCUGAAAGCGGUCUCCCAUCUACUCUGAUGGAACUUUGGCUAGCAAACUGCAGUAAAUUGAUAGCACAGAGAAUGAAGUGGAAUUUGCAAACAUUCCAAUCUCUUACAAGCUUUACAAUCGUAGAUGAAUUUGGAAAUGUGGAAUUGUUUCCAGAGGAGGGCUUGCUGCCUACAAGUCUCACUGUUUUAUGGAUUUGUGGAUUUCCACAUCCUAAAAGGCUGGAGGAGCUUAAACAGCUCACCUCUCUCAAAAAUCUACGCAUAUGGAGAUGCCCUCAAUUACACGAUCUGCCACAACAAGGCUUUCCUACCUCUCUUGCUUAUUUAGAUAUCCAGAAAUGUCCAAUCCUCAAAGAAAGAUGCCAGAUUGACAAAGGACAAGAUUGGAACAUUAUCUCUAACAUCUUCAGGAUUGACAUUGAUGGUGAUCGCAUCAUUGGAAGAUAA
Ziziphus jujuba (common jujube) is the source of this 2010-nucleotide messenger RNA. RefSeq names its product putative disease resistance protein At3g14460. The record is from RefSeq and is a predicted model, not a curated record. Bases 1 to 2010 code for a protein of 669 amino acids. Lineage: Eukaryota; Viridiplantae; Streptophyta; Magnoliopsida; Rosales; Rhamnaceae. The transcript has 4 exons.